Messenger RNA from Frieseomelitta varia, 2379 nucleotides. RefSeq names its product furin-like. The transcript is spliced from 3 exons. The record is from RefSeq and is a predicted model, not a curated record. The coding region runs from base 2087 to 2308 and encodes 73 amino acids. Lineage: Eukaryota; Metazoa; Arthropoda; Insecta; Hymenoptera; Apidae.
CCGUGCUUCGUCGUGGAGAUGAGAACGCAACGAGGAAUGACGUCGCACGAUCCGACAUUCGCGCGUCGACGGUGACACGUUAUAAAGACUGCACGCGGUUCGUUUUACGUACACGUUACCUGUCGCGAUCAUGGAUUCGGUUGCGUUUCGCGGCGAGUAAUCGUGGAUCAUUCUUGUUUGGCGGUACGAGAGGCGUGUUUCCCAGGCUGUGCAACUGUGCGGUGUGCUAUCCCCGUUUCUCCAUCUUCCGCAUUCCUCGCUUCGAUUGGAGUAUCUCUCCGUGCACGAGACUGUGUAUCGACACCGACGGCAUCACGGCGGCCAGAGAAACCCAGUAUCACGGACGCAGUAGACCCGGUUCGAUUGAAGGAGAGCCAAAGGAGCACCAGCAGCUGAAAUCAUCCAAAUUCGGUUACUGACAGGCAGAGGAUGAGUUAAAGCGAAGCACGAAGAAAGAAGAUCAAGGGAGAGGAGGAGGAGGAGAAAAGCAGGACACCACCGAGAGAAAAAGAGAGAGAGAGAGAGAGAGAGAGAGAGAGAGAGAGAGGCACGUCAUCGACGAAUUUUCCUAGAUAUGCAGCUAGCAACGAGAAUGCAACGGUCGAUGACGUGAAUCGACCGACUUUUCGGUCGAUAACAACUGGCUGCCAACUAUUUGGUUAGCGCUGUCGGAGGACUGUCUUGCCAUCGUGGUACCGGACGACCGGUGUCUAAGUGCGUUUCCUCCUUGUGGCUCGCCGAACGAUUAUCUCGCCCGUAACUAACGUAUCUCUCGAUACUCCGCUUGUAAUCCAUCCCGUUGUACUAAAUGUUGUUCGUAUACGGUUGAAAUCGUUUCGUCUUUUCUUUCGGAGUUUCUUCAUCGUCCGCUCGUCGAUCGUCGAAUUUGAAUCCAAGAGAGAAAAGAAGAAAAACGCGUGCGCGCGCGACAGAAAUAGAAAGAGAAAGAAAGAGAGAGAGAGAGAGAGAAAGGGAACAGAAAAACGAGCAAUAACGAGUGGCGGCUGUUUGGAACAACAAGUUUGUCGAAGGUUGUUCCGCGUAAUCAAAAAGUUUCGAGCAGAGUAGGAGGAAUAGAAAACGGCUAGGUCGGUUAGUCUACCUAAACCGACCUAGGGAAUCAAAGUGAACGGUGGAUUGGUUUUCAUUUUUCGAUGGAACGUCGACGGUAAGAACGCUGGACGAUUUUUUUUUUUUCUUUUUCAACGAGAUCGUCGAGAUCGUGCCGCUCGUACGCGAGGCGAAUGAAGUCGAAGCUGCGGACGGUGAACGCGGAACGCAGCGGCAGUACGUACGUCGCCCUUGAGUCAGAGGACAGCCACGUGCACGGUACGCGUCCACGGUUAUCGGUAUCACGAGAAUCACGUCGAUUUCCCCACCAACGACAGCCACAUGACUUGACGAUCGCCCCACCUACCGCUGUUCGUCGUUGAGCGAAAGCGGCGACAGUGGCAGCAACGUCACCGACGAGGAAACGGCCACGAGCACCACGACCACCACGACGACGACGACAACGACAACAACAACAACAAUAACAACAACAACAACAACCAUCGACGACACCGACGACGACGACGACGCGGACGUGGAGGAAAGAAGAAGAAGAAGAAUAACAGAGAGUGUGUAGUCAUCGGCUCGCAAGUGCGGAGGCUACUUAACGAGUGACAUACUCGGUUGGUAGUUCAGUUGGCCGCGGACGGUCACCAGGUGCGAGUUACUCAUCGUCUUAUUUCACCUUUUUUUUCCUCUCUCUCUCUCUCGUAUUCUUCUUCCGUCGUUUCUUGCUGGUCCCUCCCUCUCUCUUUCUUUCUCUGUUUCCCACAUUCGACUAUUAUCCGGUCUAUCAUCACACCUGUCUUUAAACCUGCUUUUUCGCCGCGCGUGCGAUAGAUAGAUAAGUGGGCCGUGGAGUUUAAUGGUGGUGAGUGUGCUGGUGCCGUUGUUUGUUGUCGUUGUUCUUGUUAUCUUCGUUCGGCCUCCUUCGUUGCCGGUAGCAGUGGCGAUUUUAGUGGAUAGUGGAUAAUAGUGUUGAGCGUGAAACUGGAGCCGCUAGCGGUAGCAGUCGCGAUCGAGAGGCAGAGCUAUCAUGUGCCCGCAGAGGAUCUUCGGACUGGCCAUCGUCGUGCUGGUGACCCUUGGUGGACGAGUGGCAUCCUAUACGAAUCAGUGGGCAGUUCACAUCGAAGGAGGGCCGGAAGUCGCUCAGCAGGUCGCGCAGGAACAUGGAUUUCAAUAUCUCGAUAAGUUUUCCCGUUUAGUGGAGAUGUUCCUGUAUGGUGGGCCAGGAAGCCCCAAACCUGUUUACUAAAUCCUGAACGGUCUGACGAGGAUUCGACUCAAUUAGAGAGCCGAGCUCGUCGUUGUCAAUGACCUCUGUUG